Molecule: messenger RNA, 1319 nt
Organism: Ostrinia furnacalis (Asian corn borer)
Lineage: Eukaryota; Metazoa; Arthropoda; Insecta; Lepidoptera; Crambidae
Product: cysteine synthase
Exons: 1
Coding region: 262-1236 (324 amino acids)
Source: RefSeq, a predicted model, not a curated record
AGUUCGUCAUUGAUAAUUUAGAGCUCACUCGGUUAGCACACAUUAUUUUGUGCACGGCGCGGCACUCGUAAUACGUCAUCACCUUGAACGCGCUUCAUACAAACAUAUUUUUAUUGCGCACGGUUUUCCUCACGAACCGUCUCGCCUUGCCGUGUGCAAGCAACGCGACUGGGUGACCGGCGCAAUUUAUAAGGGCGUACGGCACUCUCAUUACUAAGUCUUCACUCGCAUUCACGAUCCAGCGGAUAUCAAGCCAUCCCAAUGGCUCAAACAGUGGAAAACGAUAUCAAAGCUUCAGCUUUGGACCUGAUUGGCAACACUCCAAUAGUUGCGCUCGACCGUCUCUACACCGGGCCUGGCAGAAUCCUAGCCAAAUGUGAGUUCAUGAACCCUGGCGCUUCUAUCAAAUGUCGGUCGUCGCUUCACAUGAUCAAGAAAGCGCUAGACUCUGGUGAAUUGAAGCCGGGCAUGCCAGUCGUCGAAGUCACCUCAGGAAACCAAGGAUGCGGUCUUGCGGUUGUGUGCGCGGUACUGGGCCACCCGCUCACUCUCACCAUGUCUAAAGGAAACAGUAUGCAACGAGCUAUUCACAUGGAAGCGUUAGGCGCUAAAUGCAUUCGAGUAGAUCAAGUGGAGGGGACGUAUGGCAACGUCACUCUCGCUGACGUCAAAGCUGUAGAGGAGGUGGGGCUCAAGAUAGUCGACGAAAGUGGCGCUUACUACGUGAACCAAUUUAACAACGAUGGAAAUUCGAUGUCACAUUAUGAGACGACAGGACCUGAGAUUUGGAAGCAAACCGGGCAUCAUGUAGAUGUCUUUGUAGCCACAGUAGGAACCGCGGGUACGUUUACAGGAACGUCAAAAUAUUUGAAGGAACAGAACCCGAACAUCAAGACUUUCGUCGUGGAGCCUGCAGGUUCGGAACCCAUAAAGGGUGAGCCGAUAUCGAAGCCUCUUCAUUUGCUUCAAGGGUCUGGUUAUGGGUGUGUGCCCAACUUGUUUAAGUUUGAGAAUAUGGAUGGGACUGUUAGUAUAACUGAUGAAGAAGCUGUGAAAUACAAGAAGCUGAUCGGUGAGAAGGAAGGUUUAUUCGUUGGUUAUACAAGUGGGGCUAAUGUGGCUGCAGCUGUGAAACUUUUGGAGUCUGGCCGCGUGCCGAAGGAUGCAUGGGUGGUGACUGUCCUCAACGACACGGGAUUGAAAUAUACCCCAGUGCCAGAAGAAUUAACCUCGUAAUACUGAUUACGCCAAUUAAAUCAAUACAUAUUUGUAUUUAAAUGUUCAACUAUGAGUGUGUGUUAAUACUUGGUAAGUGUAGA